AUGGAUCCCAACAUGGACUACGACUUCUGGCUGUUCCCUUACCCCGAAGAAUGUUUUGCACCCAUUCCUUUAAGUCUUCAACCUUCUCACCAGGGAGGCAACAUACCAUACGAGACUCGUGUCUGCGGUUGCAGAAACGCCUGUAUGAGAGUAACAGAUCCAACAAAUGUUUUGGAAGGCCCUGAGAUAAAGCGGCAUUUGCUAAAUCGGUCAGGCCAGCAUCACUUCACGCCACAAGUCUCUACUUUCCACGGGCCUAUCGACAUUAAACCUUACUUGGAAACACAGGUGUAUGGAGCUACGACAGAACUAUUAUCAAAGACAGACUUUCCACUGAGAUCUUUUGAGCCGAAGGUGCAAAUUCCAUAUGAAGUGCUGCCUGGACAGUGCCCACGCAAGCUAGAGAUCGAGAGGCGAAGGCGACAGUACCUAAGCCAGAAUAUCGUUACUCUGCUUACAUUCGAGGGAAUCAAUUCAAACAAGCUUAUGCCACGCCACUCUGGACCGGAGAAGUAUCGCAGCAAGGGUGGCAAGAAUCCGCCCCAAUUCACCGUAUACCUUCCUUUAGAGGUGUUUGAUGAUGAAGAAUUUGAUUGUCGAACACCAGCAGAAUGGUUAUCACUUGGCUAUGAGGAAGGAUCUACAAUCAGAAAACCUGUGCCAGGAAAAGCACUUCUCCCUAAAGAAGACGAGUUAGGACAUGAUGAUCCCAAGAAUGAUGAUCUUCUCUACAAGUGGUAUGUUGUUGGAGUGCUGGAUUAUGACAAGGAAAAGAAACUCUAUCUGGUACAAAAAACAGACAACUAUGGCUUAGUCCGUGACACAGAAAACCAACCAGUGCUGAAUGGAGGGAUAAUGGAAAAUGGAGAGAGGCUGGGGUUACCAUAUCAGUACUGGAUACCACGGGUCAGGCUGAUGUUCUUUGCAGAGGAUCCCUCUCUAUUUGUGAAGCGAGUGACAAAGGCUCACUUCCUGCGACAGAAGACUGAAGCUCUGCUGUUAUACAACCUGUACAUUGACUGCAUGCCAAUCGAUGGCCUGAGGUCUAUAAGUGAAGACAGCAUUUCCAAGAUGAAGCAGUGGGCCACAAGUACUCCUGGAUUCCGAGAUAAAUCUCUGUUAGCGGACUAUUUGAAUAAUGUAGAACAAGAGGUUUAUCUAGAAUAUGACCGAACAAUGAAUAAAAUUACUUUUGACAAGAUUGUGUCAUCCGAUCCUAAACAGUUUUCUCAUGUCACGCUUCCAGAUGAAGUGAAAAUGAAAGUUCCAUACAGAGGGCUUAUAGAGCUGCCAGACUACCCAUUCAAUGAAAACCAACACAAAUUUGCUUUUAACACUCUUUUGACCAAGUCCGAGGUAAUCACAUCGCUGUCAAAAGUUCAUGCCGAGUGCAACAAGGUGGCAGCCAUGUCUCUCUUCUAUGUGACUCUUGUAAAAAGCAUUCGAUUGGAGGAGUUUGAACAGAUCCAGUCGCAGGCGCACGCUCAGAUGCAGCUGUUUCUCAGUGACAGUUGGAUCAACACACUGAAGAAAGCUCUACGUGAAAGCCUAUGGGAUGUACGCAAGGGCUGGUUUAACCUCCGUGAGUCCAACUGGGAGGUUUAUCGCAUGUCUAAGCUGCACAAAUUGAUGGAGAUGAUCAAGUACAAUCUUCAAGAUUCUCUCCGAUACCUUGUGCAAGACUCCCUCACAAACUUUACCCAACUGUUUCUUGAUGCCUGCUAUAGUUCCCUCAAUUGCUCUGAAGACAUGGACUGGGGAGAUGAUCUCAUCAAUAGCAAUUUCAAGCCCAAGAAGAAUGCUCUUUUCAUUAUGGACCUUAUUCUGGAUCAUACGGGUGUACAUUUUAGCACUCAAUUGGAGAAAUUUGAAAUUGUUCUUCUUACACUGUUUGAUAAAGCGAUCACGGCCACACAGAACGUUCCUCAGAUAGAAAAGUUUAUCCUGGAGGAAAUGUUUCUGAGCGGGACCCCGCUGCUGGAGUCUGUGUGGCAUAAUGAGCCCCCCGUCAAGGAGCUACGCAAUACCCUGCGUAAUGCAAUUCAGAAGUCACUGAUCCCUCUGAGAAGCUAUGCCAAGCAGUUUGAGAAACACCUGGAGCUGAAUGAAAUGGAUAUUGACAGUUACAUCAGCAAAUUCAGUAGCCAGGAACCAGCAGCUUUUGAGGUGAGCCAGGUGGUGGCAAUGCAUUUGGAGGAAAAAGAGAAGAUCGACAAUAGUCUCCCUAAUACCAUUGUCAUUGGACCUUUUCUUAUCAACGUGGAGGGUGUACGCAACAAUUUGUCCAAGAAGCGCAAGGCCUUAGCUCAGGCAGUGCUGAAAAUGUACGCCAAAGAUCUGCAAAAGCAAAUAUCUGAGAUGAAUGAUGAGUACAGAGAGAUUAAUAGGAAGCUGUAUGAGAAGGCCAACACAAUUGAAGAACUGACAGAACACCGGGAAUGGAUGAAGAGAGUUCCUGAACAGCUGCGAGAGAAAGAGGAGAUAACAAACAAAAUAGUUGAAGAUUACAACCUUUUUGAUGAAUUCUUUUACAAUCUUUCGCAAGAUGAUUUUGAAGCCAAGUGGACCGCCAUUGGUUCCCCACAUACAAUCCUGACACGUAUGGAGAUGAUUCAGAUGCAGCACUUGGAAGAGGAAGAACGUUUCCGUAAAAUCCAAUUAUCAGAUCAAAGCAACCUGCAGGAGCGAUUUGAAGGGCUCCAGAUGGCAGUGGCCGCAUUUCCUGCUCAUGUUGACAUAAAUAGAGCACAUGAGAUUGCCAACGAGGUGCGACGUGUCCACAAGCAGUUGAUCGAGUCGCAGCAACUGGCUCAGCUCUAUAACAACCGCGAGAGACUUUUUGAGAUGCCUGUCACCAAUUAUGACAAGCUUCUCAAGCUGAUCAAAGAGUUCCAGCCGUUCCGAGAUCUAUGGACCACAACGUCCGACUGGCUCCGCUGGUAUGACAGCUGGAUGAACGAUCCUCUGACAACCAUUGAUGCAGAACAAGUGGAAAAGAAUGUAAAUGAGUCAUUCAAGGUUGUGCAUAAAUGUGUCAGACAGUUUAAGGACAUUCCAGGAUGUGCACAAGUGGCACAAGACAUCCGAGGGAGGAUUGAGGAGUUUAAGCCGUACAUCCCGCUGAUCCAAGCCCUGCGUAAUCCUGGCAUGCGGAACAGACACUGGGAACUGCUGUCAGAGCAAAUUAAAGUCACUGUCAAGCCCAAAGCGAACCUGACCUUUGCAAAAUGUCUACAGCUCAAACUGCAGGACCAUGUGGAGAUCAUUGCCAAAAUGGCAGAAAUAGCGGGAAAGGAGUACUCCAUAGAGCAGGCACUGGAUAAGAUGGAAGCUGACUGGUCAGAUGUUUUAUUCGAUGUGAUGCCGUACAAACAAACAGGAACAUUCAUCUUAAAAAGUCCAGAUGACGCUUCCCAGCUCCUAGAUGAUCACAUUGUCAUGACUCAGAGCAUGUCCUUCUCGCCAUUUAAAAAGGAAUAUGAGGGACGUAUAAGCACUUGGGAAGGCAAACUUCGUAUGACACAGGAAGUGCUGGAGGAGUGGCUGCAGUGUCAGAGGUCAUGGCUUUAUCUGGAACCUAUCUUUAGUUCUGCUGACAUCAAUAGACAGCUCCCAGUGGAAAGCAAGCGUUAUCAGGCUAUGGAGCGCUUGUGGAGGAAUAUUAUGAAGAGUGCAAAUGAAAACAGACAGAUUAUUGACCUUUGCCCUGAUGGAAGGCUCUUGGAGAACCUGCGGGAAUGUAACAAACUGCUGGAGCUGGUGCAGAAAGGGCUGAGUGAAUAUUUGGAGACAAAGAGGGCUUCUUUCCCAAGAUUCUACUUCCUCUCAGAUGAUGAGCUGCUAGAGAUCCUGUCUCAAACCAAAGAUCCCACUGCUGUCCAGCCUCACUUACGCAAGUGUUUUGAAAAUAUAGCCCGAUUGAAGUUUCAGGAAGACCUCAACAUCACACACAUGUACUCAGGAGAAGGCGAGGAGGUAGCAUUUGUGAAAACCAUCUACCCCACAGGCAACGUAGAGGACUGGCUGCUCAACGUAGAGAGAGUCAUGAAGGCAAGCGUGAAGGAUAACAUCGAGAGGUCACUGAAAAUCUAUAACACGAUUCCUCGUACAGAGUGGGUCCUGAGCUGGCCUGGACAGGUUGUCAUUGCUGGCUGUCAGAUUAACUGGACCAUUGAGGUAUCUAAAGCACUGGGAGUGGGCAAGGUGGCCUCUAAGCUCUAUCCACACCUCAGCACUCAGCUGAACGACCUGGUGGCCCUGGUACGAGGAAAGCUGACCAGGAUGCAGAGGGCAGUGCUGUCAGCGCUGAUUGUGAUUGAAGUACAUGCCAAGGAUGUUGUGUCUAAACUGAUGGAUGAACGAGUGCAGAGCAUCAAUGAUUUUGAGUGGAUCAGUCAACUCCGGUACUACUGGACACGGAAUGACCUGUACGUGUGUGCUGUGAACGCUGAGUUUCUUUAUGGGUACGAGUACUUGGGGAACAGUGGCCGGCUGGUGAUAACCCCACUCACAGACAGGUGCUACUUAACACUGACUGGUGCUCUGCACCUGAAAUUUGGGGGUGCUCCUGCUGGCCCUGCGGGGACUGGGAAAACAGAAACCACUAAAGACUUGGGGAAAGCACUUGCCAUACAAACUGUGGUCUUCAACUGCUCUGACCAGCUGGACUUCCUGGCAAUGGGGAAAUUUUUCAAAGGUUUGGCCAGCUCUGGGGCCUGGGCCUGUUUCGAUGAGUUUAACCGUAUAGAUGUUGAGGUCUUGUCAGUGGUGGCACAGCAGAUUACUACAAUCCAGAAAGCUCAGCAGCAGAGGGUUGAUCGAUUCAUGUUUGAGGGAAUUGAGAUAGCCCUGGUUGCUUCCUGCGCUGUAUUUAUUACUAUGAACCCAGGCUAUGCUGGCCGUACGGAGCUGCCCGAUAAUCUGAAGGCGUUGUUUAGACCUGUAGCCAUGAUGGUGCCCGACUAUGCCAUGAUCGCAGAGAUCUCACUCUAUUCCUUCGGUUUCAACAACGCCAAGGUCCUGGCAAAGAAAAUCACCACAACUUUUAAGCUUUCCUCUGAACAACUCAGCUCACAGGACCACUAUGACUUUGGGAUGCGAGCUGUGAAAACUGUGAUCUCGGCAGCAGGUAACCUGAAGAGAGAAAAUCCUCUGAUGGACGAGGAGUUGAUCUGUCUGAGAGCCAUCUGUGACGUGAAUGUUCCCAAGUUCCUGCAAGACGACCUUAAGCUCUUCAAUGGUAUUGUGUCAGACCUCUUUCCCAAAAUCAAGGAAGAACCCAUUGACUACGGCAUUCUGGAACAGUCCAUUCGCAAGACAUGCCUGUCCAAAAAUCUCAAGGAUGUUGAUGCCUUCGUGACCAAGUGCAUUCAGCUGUAUGAGACCACGGUGGUUCGGCAUGGACUGAUGUUGGUGGGUCCAUCUGGCUCUGGAAAGACUAAGUGCUAUGAAGUUCUUGCAGCGGCGAUGACAGCAUUGAAAGGACAGCCAUCGGUCAGCGGCGGCAAUUACGAGGCUGUAAAUGUCUUUGUUCUGAACCCAAAGUCCAUCACUAUGGGGCAGCUGUAUGGAGAGUUCGAUCUUUUAACUCAUGAAUGGACAGAUGGCAUCCUGUCAUGUCUGAUCCGAGCCGGAGCGGCGGCCACGGACCAGGUGAAGAAGUGGUACAUGUUUGAUGGGCCGGUGGAUGCCGUGUGGAUCGAGAAUAUGAACACAGUGUUGGACGACAACAAGAAACUGUGUCUGAGCUCAGGAGAGAUCAUGAAACUGUCUGAGGUGAUGACAAUGAUGUUCGAGGUGCAGGACCUCGCGGUGGCCUCUCCGGCCACAGUGUCCCGCUGUGGGAUGGUCUACCUGGAGCCCAGUAUCCUGGGGGUCCGGCCCUUUGUGGAGUGUUGGCUGAAAGCCAUUCCCAAGGUGAUGAAACGCUACCUGGACAAGUUGGAUUCUCUAUUCAACAGGUUUCUGGAGGAUUCCAUUAAGUUUGUGCGGAUGUCAGUGAGGGAGGUGAUUACGUCAGUGGACAGCAACCUUACCUUCAGCCUCCUCAAGCUCAUUGACUGCUUAUUCAACCCCUUCAUAGGAAAAGAGGGUGAGAGGGGUCUCCCGGAUGAGAAGAUGAACCGUGUGGAGGAUCUGAUCGAGCCCUGGUUCAUUUUUUCGCUGGUCUGGAGUGUUGGUGCUACCGGUGAUGCUGAAAGCUGGGUUCUCUUCAGCAAGUGGAUGAGAGAAAAGAUGGAGCUGGAGAAAAUUGAGCUGUGCUUCCCUGAGGAGGGCCUGGUGUUUGACUACAGACUGGACGAAGCUGGAAUCAUAAGCAAGGCAGAUGAUGACGAGGAUAUCAUUCAAGAAAUCCAGUGGGUGAAGUGGACAAAAUCAUCACCAAGUGUAACUAUCACCCCGGACACCAACUACUCUGACAUCAUCGUUCCCACGCAGGACACCAUCCGCACCUCCCAUGUCCUAAUGAUGCUCCUGAGCAACAAGAAGCCGGUGCUGUGUGUGGGGCCAACAGGGACUGGGAAGACACUGAACAUCUCAGACAAGCUGCUUAAGAAGAUGCCGCUGGAAUACAUCUCCCACUUCCUCAUCUUCUCAGCUCGGACAUCAGCUAACCAGACUCAGGACUUCAUUGACAGCAAAGUAGAUAAAAGACGGAAAGGUGUGUUUGGGCCACCGCUUAGCAAGUAUUUUAUAUUUUUCAUCGAUGACCUGAAUAUGCCGGCCCUGGAUACGUACGGAGCUCAGCCCCCCAUUGAGAUUCUGCGGCAAUGGAUGGAUCAUGGCGGCUGGUACGACAGGAAGCAGAUAGGAAGCUUUAAACAACUGCUGGAUAUUAACUUUGUGUGCGCGAUGGGUCCUCCAGGGGGAGGUAGGAACCCAAUUACUGCCCGCUUCACCCGUCACUUUAACUACUUGUCCUUCACUGAAAUGGAGAACAGCAGCAAACUGAAGAUCUUCUCUACCAUCCUCGGCAGCUGGCUGGAGAAUAAGGAAGAUAUACAGUCUCUGAAUGAGCCUCUUGUCAAUGCAACAAUUAAAGUGUACUCUACCAUCACAUCCCAACUGCUGCCCACUCCGGCCAAGUCACACUACACUUUCAACCUCCGUGACCUAUCCAAGGUUUUCCAGGGAAUGCUCAUGGCUGACAGCUCUAAAACUCAGGACAAGCUGCUGCUGCUUCGGCUGUGGUACCACGAGAACUGCCGUGUGUUCCGGGACCGGCUGGUGAGCGAGGCCGACCGGCUCUGGUUUGACGAGCUGCUGAAGAGUAAGAUGACGGAGUUUGGCACCACAUUUGCUGAGGUGGCACCGGAGCUGCCGAUUCUCUACGGCGAUUUCAUGAUUGUCGGGGCCGAUAACCGGGUGUACGAGUACAUUGAAGACAAGGGGAAGAUGAUGCAGACGAUCCAGGAGUACAUGGAGGAUUUCAAUCAGACCAGUGUGACCAAGAUGAAGCUGGUGCUGUUUAUGGACGCUGUGCAGCACAUCUGCCGCAUCAGCCGCAUCCUGCGGCAGCCCAUGGGCAACGCCCUGCUGCUGGGCGUGGGUGGUAGCGGCCGGCAGUCCCUCACCAAGCUGGCAGCACACAUGGCAGAGUUUGAAUGUUUUCAGAUCGAACUUUCCAAAAACUAUGGCCCCUCGGAGUGGCGUGAGGACGUGAAGGGCAUCCUGAUGAAAGCUGGCAUCCAGAGCCUGCAGGUCACCUUCCUGUUUGUGGACACACAGAUUAAGAGCGAGUCUUUUCUGGAGGAUAUUAACAACAUCCUGAACUCUGGCGAUGUGCCCAAUUUAUAUGCCUUUGAUGAGCAGGAGACGAUUUUCACAGCAAUGAAGCCUGUUGUGCAGGACAUGGGGCAGCAACCAACCAAAGCCAACAUGAUGGCCGCCUACACCAAGCAUGUGCGCAGUAACAUCCACACCGUGCUGUGCAUGAGUCCAAUUGGAGAGGUAUUCCGCGCUCGUCUCCGCCAGUUCCCGGCUUUGAUCACAUGCUGUACCAUUGACUGGUUUAAUGAGUGGCCAGCGGAGGCCCUGGAGUCAGUGGCCAACACCUUCCUGGAAGAGCUGCCGGACCUGAGGGCCGAGGAGGCUGUGACACACGCACUGGUGAAGAUGUGUGUCUACAUCCACCAAACUGUGGCAAUCAAAUCACUGCAGUACCUGUCUGAGCUUUCCCGCUACAACUACAUCACACCCAAGAGCUACUUGGACCUGCUCAGCCUCUUCUCCAAGCUCAUUGGUGUCAAGAAACAAAAGCUGAGAACCAGCAAGAACAGGAUGAAGAGUGGCCUGGACAAGCUGUUGCGAACCUCAGAGGAUGUGGCCAAGAUGCAGGAGGAGCUAGAGUCAAUGAGGCCGCUCCUGGAGGAGGCAGCUCAGGACACAGUGACUACCAUGGAGAAGAUAAAGGUGGACACUGCUAUAGCAGAGGAGACACGCAAAUCCGUCAGCGAGGAGGAGGCAAAGGCCAUGGAAAAGGCAAACAAAGCCCAGGCCAUUGCCGAUGAUGCACAGAAGGAUUUGGAUGAGGCUCUGCCUGCUUUAGAUGCAGCCUUAGCCAGCCUGAAAUCCCUCAACAAAAACGAUGUGACUGAGGUGCGGGCCAUGCAGAGGCCUCCUGUGGGGGUGAAACUGGUGAUUGAGGCCGUCUGUAUCAUGAAGGGAAUUAAACCAAAGAAAGUGCCAGGAGAAAAGCCAGGCACAAAGGUGGAUGACUAUUGGGAACCUGGAAAAGGCCUUCUACAAGACCCCGCCAAGUUUUUGGAUAGUUUAUUCAAAUAUGACAAGGAUAACAUCCCAGACACGGUAAUCCGGCUCAUCCAGCCGUACAUUGAUAAUGAGGACUUCAUGCCUGCCGCCAUUGCCAAGGUCUCCAAGGCCUGCACCUCCAUCUGCCAAUGGGUCAGAGCCAUGCACAAGUACCACUUCAUUGCCAAGGCCGUGGAACCCAAACGGCAAGCGCUGCUGGAGGCUCAGGAGGACCUGGCGGUGACGCAGCAGAUAUUGGAGGAAGCGAAGGCGCGGCUGGCGGGGGUGGAGGACGGCAUCGCUGCCCUGGAGGCCAAGUACCUGGACUGUGUGUCCAAGAAGGAAGAGCUGGAGAACAAGUGUGAGCAGUGUGAGCAUCGGCUUGUGCGCGCUGAUAAACUGAUAAACGGGCUGUCAGAUGAGAAGGUGCGCUGGCAGGACACGGUGCGCAAUCUGGAGUACAUGGUGAACAACGUGUCAGGGGACGUGCUGCUAGCUGCUGGCUGCGUGGCCUAUCUGGGAACAUUCACUGGAGAGUAUCGCACAACCAUGACUGAUGAUUGGUUGCAGAAUUUUAUUGUUUUUGGUGUUCCUCAUACUAAGGAACCUAAUCUGAUCUCCACACUAGCAGACCCUGUCAUCAUUCGCUCCUGGCAGAUUGCAGGCCUCCCGAACGAUUCACUGUCGGUGGAAAAUGGGGUCAUCGCUCAGUACACACAGCGCUGGCCGCUCUUCAUUGACCCACAAGCUCAAGCAAAUAAAUGGAUAAAGAACUUGGAGAAAGAUAAUGGCUUGGACAUUUUUAAGUUGUCUGACCAUGACUUCUUGCGCAGUCUGGAGAAUUCCAUCCGGUUUGGAAAACCGUGUCUGCUGGAAAAUGUGAGGGAGGAGCUGGAUCCGGCCUUGGAGCCCAUUCUGCUCAAACAGACCUAUAAGCAGCAGGGUACAACUGUCAUCCGGCUCGGAGACACAGUCAUCCCUUAUCACGAGGACUUCAAGGUGUACAUCACCACCAAGCUGCCCAAUCCUCACUACACGCCUGAAAUAUCCACACGUGUUACACUCAUUAACUUCACCCUUUCCCCAAGUGGUCUGGAAGAUCAGCUCCUGGGACGGGUCGUGGCUCAGGAGAGACCAGAUCUGGAGGAGGCUAAAAAUCAGCUGAUUAUCAGCAACGCUAAAAUGAAAAAAGAACUCAACGACAUCGAGGAUCAAAUCCUGAACCGCCUCAGUUCUUCAGAGGGCAAUCCUGUGGAUGAUGUGGAGUUAAUUAAAGUCCUUGAAGCCUCCAAAGUGAAAGCUGCAGAAAUCAAGAUGAAGGUGACGAUAGCUGAGCAGACAGAGAAGGACAUUGACACCACACGGUUGCAGUAUGUGCCUGUUGCAGUGCGCACGCAGAUUCUGUUUUUCUGUGUGUCUGAUCUGGCCAACGUGGACCCCAUGUACCAGUACUCGCUUGAGUGGUUCCUCAACAUCUUCAUGUCAGGCAUCGCUAAUUCAGAGCAAGCAGACACUGUAGAGAAGAGGAUCCAUCUCAUCAAUGAGUACUUCACCUUCAGCCUGUAUUGUAACGUGUGCAGGAGCCUGUUUGAGAAGCACAAACUGAUGUUUGCAUUCCUGGUGUGUGUGAGGAUUAUGAUGAACGAAGGAAAGAUCGACAUGGAAGAAUGGCGUUUCCUGCUCACUGGGGGAAGUAUUGAAAAGACAGGCCCAAACCCCGCCUCAAGCUGGUUGUCUCAACGAGCGUGGAGAGAAAUCCAGACACUGGGCAAUCUACAAAUCUUUUCUGACUUUCCCAGCGAGUUUCAAAACAACCUACAAGAAUUUCAGUUUCUCUUCGAUAGUAUUGAACCUCACAGGAUGCUUUUGCCAGGGGUGCUGGGUUCCAGGCUGGAUGCCUUCCAGAGGCUGCUGGUGCUGCGCUGUCUCCGGGCCGAUAAAGUCACCAACGGCAUGCAGGACUUUGUGGCUCUGAACCUCGGACAGAAAUUCAUCGAGCCUCAGGCCUCGGAGCUCUCCUCCAUGUUUAAGGAGUCGGGGCCUGCAGUGCCGUUGGUCUUUGUCCUAUCCCCGGGAACGGACCCCGCCGCAGACCUAUAUAAAUUUGCCGAAGAAAUGAAAUUUUCAAAGAAAAUGAGCGCCAUCUCGCUGGGCCAGGGCCAGGGUCCCCGUGCGGAAGCCAUGAUGCAUAACUCAAUGGAGCGUGGCAAGUGGGUUUUCUUUCAGAAUUGUCACCUGUCGCCCAGCUGGAUGCCCUCUCUGGAGAGACUCAUUGAAACCAUCGACUCAGAUAAGGUGCAUCGGGAUUUCCGGGUCUGGCUGACCAGUUUACCCAGCAAUAGAUUCCCAGUUUCCAUCCUCCAGAACGGCUCUAAAAUGACCAUCGAGCCACCCCGCGGUAUUAAAGCCAACUUAUUGAAGACGUACACCAGUCUGAGUGAUGACUUCCUCAACUCCUGCACUAAGACCUCCAAUUUCAAGGCUCUGCUGCUCUCAUUAUGUCUAUUUCAUGGCAUCACCUUGGAACGCCGCAAGUUCGGGCCACUCGGCUUCAACAUUCCGUAUGAAUUCACGGACGGAGACCUGCGGAUCUGCAUCAGUCAGCUCAAAAUGUUCCUGGAGGAGUACACCGAGCUCCCCUACAAGGUGCUGAAGUACACAGCCGGGGAGAUUAACUACGGCGGCAGAGUCACAGACGACUGGGACCGACGAUGUAUAAUGAACAUUUUGGAGGAUUUUUAUACCCCUGAUGUUCUGGAGGAGAAUUUCUCGUACUCAGAGUCCGGGAUCUAUAAGCAGAUCAGCACGGCCACAGACCUGGAGGGUUACCUGAACUAUAUGAAGUCGCUCCCGAUUAACGACACUCCAGAGAUGUUCGGGCUACAUGAGAACGCCAAUAUCACCUUUGCUCAGAAUGAGACUUUCUCCCUCCUCAACACCAUUCUCCAGCUGCAGCCCAAGGCGUCCACCAGCAGCGGCAAGAGUCAUGACGAGGUGGUGGAGGAAGUGGCUGUGAAUAUCCUGGAGAAGCUGCCAUCUCUCAUCGAUAUCCAGGCAGUGGUGGCCAGGUACCCAGUGAUGUACGAGGAGUCCAUGAACACAGUGCUCAUCCAGGAAGUCAUCAGGUACAAUCGGCUGGUAGAUUGUAUAGUGAAGAGUCUGGAUGACCUGCUAAAGGCGCUGAAGGGUCUUGUGGUCAUGUCCUCACAGCUCGAGCUCAUGUCCAACAGUCUGUACAACAACUCCGUGCCUGAAUUCUGGAACAGUAAGGCCUAUCCCUCGCUGAAGCCCUUGAGCUCCUGGGUGUUGGAUCUUCUGGAGAGAAUCAAGUUCAUCCAGUUGUGGAUCAACGCCGGAAUUCCGCCCGUUUUCUGGAUCAGCGGCUUCUUCUUCCCACAGGCCUUCCUGACCGGCACACUGCAGAACUUUGCCAGGCGGUCUGUCGUCUCCAUCGAUACAAUAUCAUUUGACUUUAAUAUGAUGUCAGAGCCGCUGGAGAAGCUGAAGAAACGCCCGAGCAUGGGCUGUUACAUCCACGGGCUGUUCCUAGAGGGAGCGCGCUGGGAUUCCGCACAGGCAGAGCUCAGUGAAUCGCGGCCCAAGGAGCUGUACACGGAGAUGGCUGUCAUCUGGUUACUGCCUGUGGCAAACCGCAAAGCUCCUCAGACUGGGAUCUAUAUCUGCCCCAUUUACAAGACUCUGACACGAGCAGGGACGCUGUCCACCACAGGACACUCCACCAACUAUGUGAUAGCUGUGGAAUUGCCAACCUCACAGCUUCAGAGACACUGGAUCAAGCAAGGAGUGGCAUUAAUCUGUGCGCUGGAUUAUUAACAAGGCAGCCUCCAGGAAAUUAACCAAACUACACGCAACUCCAGCUCCUUUCACUUGUCAUAAUUUUGGAGUUAAAAGAUUUGUACUUUGAUUUUUCUUUUGAGUAAUUUAAUUCCUCACAUCUUCAUUCGCGAAAAGCUGUCUUUGUUUUACACAACUCUCCUGAAAUAAACCCAAGUUAUUUCAAUUAA
This is a messenger RNA of Callorhinchus milii (elephant shark), 12776 nucleotides long. RefSeq names its product dynein, axonemal, heavy chain 1 (gene dnah1). Gene Ontology annotation, biological process: microtubule-based movement. The transcript is spliced from 78 exons. Gene Ontology annotation, cellular component: dynein complex. Bases 1 to 12585 code for a protein of 4194 amino acids. Gene Ontology annotation, molecular function: dynein light intermediate chain binding; minus-end-directed microtubule motor activity; ATP binding. NCBI's taxonomy places the organism in Eukaryota, Metazoa, Chordata, Chondrichthyes, Chimaeriformes, Callorhinchidae. The record is from RefSeq and is a predicted model, not a curated record.